Messenger RNA from Closterium sp. Yama58-4, 4032 nucleotides. NCBI's taxonomy places the organism in Eukaryota, Viridiplantae, Streptophyta, Zygnematophyceae, Desmidiales, Closteriaceae. The record is from the annotation of a GenBank genome assembly.
AUGGCGAGUCAAGCCAUUGUCGCGAUGCGCGUGUGCGCGCCUCCCGCCCUUGCGCCCUACAUGGGCGCUCGGUGGCGGAAGGCCCCCAAUACUCCGCAGUUCAGCUCCGCCUUCGUCGUUCCCAUGCGGCCGAAGCGCGUAACGCUGAGCUUUAGGCGCAACUGCCGUCGUCCGAUCUCCGCCAUCUUCCGCGCUCAGCGCGCGGGCGAGACGCGCGCGGGCGCGCGGUCGUGGAUGGAGCGGAUGGCGAAGGCGGCGGAGGAGAUGGCACGAGGCGCGGAGCGCGCGUCGAAGGAAAUGGCGAAGGUGGCCGCGGCGACGCUGGGGAACCACAACAAGGCCAUUGAGGCGGCGUCGCCGCUCUUGUCGCAGAUCGCGAGUCUCAUCCCGCACGCCCCUGGUGCUUCCGCCAGCGGAACCACUACCGCUUCCGCCGCCUCCCCGCGCGCAGCAGCUCCGCAGCAGCUGGCGGAAGACCACCUGCGCGAGGUGUCGGAUGACGUGGUAGCCCACGUCAGCAUCAAGCCUGCCAACGUGGCGCCGAUGACGUCAUCAUUCACAUCCCCGUCAUUGGGCGACGAUGAUUCCGCUUCUGCUGCUGCUGCUGCAGUUAACGCGGAUCCUACCUCAGUCCCACUGGAAAUGCGCAAGGCGGGUGCGCACGUGCUGGAGGGGCGGGAGGAGCGCGGCGCAAUGCGCGCGGAGCUGCAGGCGCUGGAGGCGCGCAUGGACGCGGCGUCCGCGGCGGUGGAGGCCGCCAAGAGCCGCCGGGGGGAGCUGCUCCAGGCGCACCCGGAGUUGAGGCAACGUGUGACAGACGUUGUUGACGGCAAGGUCACCCCACGCGCAGUCACCGUCACCCCCACGGCUGUAGCGCCGUGCUCUCCGUCUAACGCGCUGUCUAACGCGCCUGGCAACUCGGACACGGAGGGGGAGGCGCAGGAGGAGUGGGAGGAGGUGGAGGACGAGCAGGCGCAGGGGCAGUGGGGCGCGCAGGGGGGCGCGCAGGGGGAAGCGCAGCAGGGGGUGGUGGCGGGGUCGGUGCAGGCGCUGAGGGCGGGGCGGCUUCGGCAGAGAGAGCGGCUGCAGCGACCAGGCGUGGAGAGACGGCGACAGCACGCCGCUCAGGUGCGUCUGUCGGUGCUGCGCUCGCUGGCGGAGCGCCACGGCGUGCUGGCGCAGAGCACAGCCGCGCAGGUGGCAGCUGGACAGGCUGUAAAUGCACGAGAGAGCGACCCAGUGCAGGUCGCCAGGGAGCAGCAGCAGCAGCCGCAGCAGCAGCAGCAGCAGCAGCCGCAGCAGCAGCAGCCGCAGCAGCCGCAGCUGGUGUCACCUGUGGUGGACACAGCAGCACUGUCGCCUGGGGAGUUGGAACUGGUGAGAUCGCCCCGCCUUGCUCCCUCCCCUGCCAUGCUCCCUCCCAUGCCAUGCUCCCUCCCCUGCCAUGCUCCCUCCCCUGCCAUGCUCCCUCCCCUGCCAUGCUCCCUCCCCUGCCCUGCUCCCUCCCCUGCCCUGCUCCCUCCCCUGCCCUGCUCCCUCCCAUGCCAUGCUCCCUCCCCUGCCCUGCUCCCUCCCCUGCCAUCCUCCCUCCCCCUGCCAUGCUCCCUCCCCUGCCAUGCUCCCUCCCCUGCCAUGCUCCCUCCCCUGCCCUGCUCCCUCCCCUGCCCUGCUCCCUCCCAUGCCAUGCUCCCUCCCCUGCCCUGCUCCCUCCCCUGCCAUCCUCCCUCCCCCUGCCAUGCUCCCUCCCCUGCCAUGCUCCCUCCCCUGCCAUGCUCCCUCCCAUGCCAUGCUCCCUCCCCUGCCAUGCUCCCUCCCCUGCCAUGCUCCCUCCCAUGCCAUGCUCCCUCCCCUGCCAUGCUCCCUCCCCUGCCAUGCUCCCUCCCAUGCCAUGCUCCCUCCCCCGCCAUGCUCCCUCCCCUGCCAUGCUCCCUCCCCUGCCAUGCUCCCUCCCCUGCCAUGCUCCCUCCCCUGCCAUGCUCCCUCCCCUGCCAUGCUCCCUCCCCUGCCAUGCUCCCUCCCCUGCCAUGCUCCCUCCCAUGCCAUGCUCCCUCCCCUGCCAUGCUCCCUCCCCUGCCAUGCUCCCUCCCCUGCCAUGCUCCCUCCCCUGCCAUGCUCCCUCCCCUGCCAUGCUCCCUCCCCUGCCAUGCUCCCUCCCCUGCCAUGCUCCCUCCCCUGCCAUGCUCCCUCCCCUGCCAUGCUCCCUCCCCUGCCAUGCUCCCUCCCCUGCCCUGCUCCCUCCCCUGCCCUGCUCCCUCCCAUGCCAUGCUCCCUCCCCUGCCCUGCUCCCUCCCCUGCCAUCCUCCCUCCCCCUGCCAUGCUCCCUCCCCUGCCAUGCUCCCUCCCCUGCCAUGCUCCCUCCCAUGCCAUGCUCCCUCCCCUGCCAUGCUCCCUCCCCUGCCAUGCUCCCUCCCCUGCCAUGCUCCCUCCCAUGCCAUGCUCCCUCCCCCGCCAUGCUCCCUCCCCUGCCAUGCUCCCUCCCCUGCCAUGCUCCCUCCCCUGCCAUGCUCCCUCCCCUGCCAUGCUCCCUCCCCUGCCAUGCUCCCUCCCCUGCCAUGCUCCCUCCCCUGCCAUGCUCCCUCCCAUGCCAUGCUCCCUCCCCUGCCAUGCUCCCUCCCCUGCCAUGCUCCCUCCCAUGCCAUGCUCCCUCCCCUGCCAUGCUCCCUCCCCUGCCAUGCUCCCUCCCCUGCCAUGCUCCCUCCCCUGCCAUGCUCCCUCCCCUGCCAUGCUCCCUCCCCUGCCAUGCUCCCUCCCAUGCCAUGCUCCCUCCCCUGCCAUGCUCCCUCCCCUGCCAUGCUCCCUCUGCCGCCAUUCAUUCAACUGCCUUACUCUCGCUCUCGCUCUCUCCCUUUCCUCAUUCCCCCAGGUCAAGGCGGAGGAGUCAUGGGACAACUCGUCUCCUCACUGGCGUUCGCGCAGCAGCGCGCGGACGAGGAGGCUGCGCGCGUGGCGCAGCUGUGCGCGCGCGUGGGCGCGGACGCGGGGGAGAGGAGGCGCAGCAGGGAGGAGGGGCUGCGGAGGGCUGCGGAGGCGGGGGCGAAGAUGGGGAAAGGGGCGGAGGGGGGGCCGGGAAACGGGGGAGGGGGGGAGCGGGAGGGAGAUGAGGGGAAGAGGGUGGUGAGUGGUGCUGGCGGCAGCAGUGGGGGGUCGUUGGCAGGGAUUGGCGACAUGAUGAGUAAGCUCGCCAGUAUCCAGCAGACUCUCGAGUCAAUGGCCUCCCUCCCUCUCCUCGCCUCUCCUCCCUCUCUCACUCUCACGGCCGCCCUCCCCUCGCUCUCCCCUGUCUCUGCUUCCUCCUCCGCUUCACCCCUCUCUCUCCCUCCCAUCUCCUCUUCCUCCUCUUCCCCCUCCCUCUCCCCCUCCUCCUCGCCAUCCCCUGCUGUUGCCUCCCUCUCCUCCUCCUCUAACACACUCUCUGCCUUUCUCGCUUCACUCAAGUCCCCUCGCUCCCGCUCCCCUCGAACCACCACCCCUGCCCCUGCCAUCGCCACUGCAACCGGCGCUGCUGUAGCAGCACCACCUGUUCGAAGGAGGGCGGCAGGCGGGCGGCCUCGUUCGGCAGAAGAGCGAGAGAACUACCUCAAGGUGUACGCGCGGGCUCUUUUCCCAUCGUAUGUCGACACGUCAGCGUCGCCAGCUCAGCAGCAGCACGGAGUGGACGGAUUGGUCAGGGAGCUCGUCGUACAUGGCGCCAGCGAGGACUGGGCCCGAGGCUACAUUGCCGAAGCUCUGCUCCGGCCGAACCUGGCUGCUCCCAAGCCUCUGGCUGUUGCCAUGGCAUCCGGACCUCCCUCUCCCCGUGCUUCUGCCUCACACCACGAGUGUUCACAGCACGAGUUACAGCAGUACGCUCAGGCCAUCCGCAGUGCCUAUGUGGACGCGUCCAUGACCGCUUCUGAGCGUGAAGCAGGCACCAGCCUCUUUGUUGAGGAGCUGGUGGCGAUGGGUGGCAGGGAGGUCGAGCAGUGGGCGAGGUCCUUUGUGGCUCAGUCGCUUGCUACAGAAGUGCGCAAGCGCAAGGUUGUGCGCGCUUAG